ACUUUUUCAACCAUUACUGGAUACAUCGCCGCGUGUAUCGCAACCUUUCUUUGGAAUUUCUGCCACCAAUUCGACCCCUCGACGAUAGCUGCGUACCCUGCCCUGGUGUCUUGGUCAACCAUCCUCGCGAUAUGUGCUUCUUGAACGACAGGCAUGCUCAUUAGUAUUGGUGUACCUGAUCCUCCUCGCCACGGUGCUUGAACUGGACACGACAAUGAUAACAACGCUCGCCGCUGGUGGCACGGGCGACAGGCUCACAAGGAUAACCAUUAUCCUGGCCGGUGUUGCCGCGCUUGUCUCAUCACUAAUAUCCUUCUUAUCAAUAUGGCUACAAACGAAGAACUAUCGGAAACCAAUGCUGCAGCGAUAUGUGAUUCGUAUCCUACUCAUGGUACCUAUCUACGCAGCCUCGUCAUGGGCGUCAAUCAUGUCCUUGACAGCCGCUUUCUACCUCGAUCCUCUCCGAGACAUAUAUGAAGCAUUCACGAUCUAUACCUUCCUCCAACUCCUCAUAAACUUUCUCGGAGGCGAACGUUCUCUCAUUAUCAUGAUGCAUGGAAGACCACCUGUCUCGCAUCCAUGGCCCAUCAACCUCUGUUGCUCCAAGGUCGACAUUUCCGACCCGCAUACAUUCCUUGCGAUCAAAAGAGGUAUCCUACAAUACGCAUGGUUGAAGCCUAUACUCGGCAUUCUCACCAUCGUGCUCAAGUCUACCGGGACAUACCACGAAGGUUACAUUGGCCUUAAUUCGGGCUAUCUGUGGUUGGGUAUCCUGUACAACGCCAGCGUGACGUUGAGCUUGUACUCACUGGCCAUGUUCUGGGUUUGCAUGAACGACGACUUGAAGCCCUUUCGGCCCAUGCCCAAGUUUCUCUGCAUCAAGCUCAUUAUCUUUGCCUCCUACUGGCAAGGAUUUUUCCUGUCCAUUCUACAAUUUCUGGGAGCUAUCCCGAAUAACGUCCCAGGUUACACUUCAGAUAACCUGGCUGCUGCUAUUCAAGACGCCUUGAUCUGCUUCGAAAUGCCGCUGUUUGCUAUGUCACAUUGGUACGCCUUCUCGUGGCAUGAUUACGCAGAUAUCACUAUUUCUGCCGCUCGCAUGCCGGUCAGAUUUGCCCUGAGGGACGCAUUCGGGCCUCGAGAUCUGAUUGAAGACACGAAAGAGACUUUUCGAGGCAAUCACUAUGAUUAUAGGCAUUUUGACUCUAGUGACAACGCAAUAGCUCAUGAGGAGUCUCACUCCCGCGUAGCUAGGAUGAUGGACGGCAUGCGAUAUGAAAGAGGAGGCAAAGGCAAAUACUGGAUACCCAAGCCACAACAAGUCAAUGCUCGAACGCCUUUACUCCCUGAAAGAGGUUCUUCACGUGCUCCCGCUCCUGAAACAAGAGGGAAAGCGCACGAGUACCGGGCAGCCGACCCAGACUGGGAGAUAGGUAUAGAUGCCGAAGAUGAGCGACUCUUUACGAACGCGAGAGCUCUCGAAUUUGGCGACUGGAAUUAUCCCGUCAUAACAGCACAUGAAGCUCGGCGGGAAGACUGGAUGAACCACAAUCCAAACAUUCUCUCUACCUCCACCAAUCGCAACCUCUUCCAACCCACCAAAGACCGCAAAGACCGCCGACGCAGCGAGAUCCAGAAGAGCAUCCAGAAAGGCAAGAAUCGGAGCGGCUCGUCCUCCCAAGGCUCUUCCGACGACCCAGCCAAUCGAGGCGCCAUCGAAUCCAAGCUGAAACGUGAUCGGUCGCAGUCCGCCUCGGGCCAAUCCGACCGUAGCCAGCUCGUCGACCUCAUUGUGGAAGACACGGAGGCUGAAGAAGCUGAACGCGUCCGCGCCAGGAAGGAAGGUGGCGAUGCCUGGAACCGUAACCAGGCCAAGCACUUUGUCAGAACGUAUAGCAUCGACGACGAAGCACGUGAGGGUCAGGAGAUCCGUGAAGGAUUCGAUCCUAGUACAAUACCGGCGAAAGCACCUCCUGAACACGCCGUUGAAGAAGAAGAGACAGAGGACGAGGAAGGAGAGGGCGGAGAUGGCGACGGUCAUGGUCAGGACUCUGGUCAGAAAGGGAGGUAUGGCAGCCUUGUAGGAGAAGACAACGUAUGGGGUCAGAGAUGAUGUUGGGUUGUUUUCGCUAUCGUUCAAUCGUUGGGCCUUGCCCGCGGGCUUCAAUAGUACGCCUGGUGUCGUUUGGAGCACACGGAUGUGGCUGGUAUCGCGCUGAGUGCACCGUGCCUGGCUGGAUAAGCUUUGGUUGUGUUCCCUCUCUAAUCGAAGCGUUCAAGCGAGCAAUACAAUGCAUUUGAUUUUGGCGUUUGGCAUCUGCAAGCUUGAUCACAUCUUCCGAAAGACAGCCCUGAUUGCUUUCUACAUGUUCACAGAUUUAAAGGUCAAGCUUGAUAUGUGAUCUUAUUGUCUCAUCAUUCCCUAGAAUUUUGAUGGCGCAUUAUGCUUAUUGGC
Molecule: messenger RNA, 2455 nt
Organism: Exophiala viscosa
Lineage: Eukaryota; Fungi; Ascomycota; Eurotiomycetes; Chaetothyriales; Herpotrichiellaceae
Product: organic solute transporter Ostalpha-domain-containing protein
Exons: 3
Coding region: 215-2113 (632 amino acids)
Biological process (GO): transport
Cellular component (GO): membrane
Molecular function (GO): transporter activity
Source: RefSeq, a predicted model, not a curated record